UGCACGUACGAAUUGCCGUUGUGUAUUGUUGUUGUUGUCCAUCACAGUACACUGAUUAGCUCUAGAUAAGUAAACAAUCGGACGGUAAACAACGGUUUUGUGUUGCGGGUUUCGUAUGGAUUGGUUAUAGUUAGUGACGUGGUGUAAAAAAAGGCCUCAAAAUUGAUCUGGACCUCCAGAGGCAGGCCUCGAACGGCCACUUUAUUAGAUCGGUUAGCCAGAUGUGCGAAACCGGUUUCAAUGCCGCCGAAGGUUUUUCGAGAAUGGCUUCUCUCGGAGGCACCGCGCUGGGCGUACCUCAGGGUCUACAGGCGCCCCAAGCGAACAAGAAGCAAGAAGACCACAUCAAGAGGCCGAUGAACGCAUUCAUGGUAUGGUCCAGGCUCCAGAGGAGAAAAAUCGCUCAGGAAAAUCCCAAAAUGCACAAUUCAGAGAUCUCAAAAAGAUUAGGAGCUGAAUGGAAACUGCUUACGGAAGACGAGAAAAGGCCUUUUAUCGACGAAGCCAAACGGCUGAGGGCCAUGCACAUGAAAGAACAUCCGGAUUAUAAAUACAGGCCUCGCAGAAAACCGAAAACCUUGAGGAAAGAGGGUUACCCCUAUUCGAUUCCGUACCCUUCGGUGCCAAUGGACGCUCUUAGGGCAGGUAUGGCAGCUAGUAGCAUGGGUCAAUCGAUGGCGUCUUAUUAUAACCCCUCUGCUGCGUACGGUUCUCUAAGCGCAGCAUCGAUGGCGGCCGCUGCUGCAGCUGCUCAGCAAUCUGCGGCUGCCAUGUCUGCUGGACUGACAGCACCUGGACAGGUCGUUAGUUCAAUGGACGCCAUGAAAUACUCAAUGGAGGCUGACAAAUACCGCUCGCCGUACAUGCCUCCCUCCACUCUAACAAUGUCGAUGUAUUCGGACCCAAAGUACAUGGACACUUCCUCCAAAAGUUAUCUCGAAAGGGGAUACCUAGACUCGACAUCGGCCCUAACCAAAGCAUAUUUCGAAUCGUCCAAAAUGUACAUGGACGGCAAAUACAACACCGAAUCUUCCCGUCCUUAUCCUUCUUUGGACAUUAGCAAAAUGUACGCGGAUUCCAACAACCCGAGUAACAAUAUGCAACAGCAGAUGUCGUCGGGAAUUACUGGCCUCGGAUCGCCGAGAUCGUCCGAAUCUCCAGACAAACCCAGUCAGGAAAGGCUGGACGCUGCUUCGUCGUCCAGUUCCACUACAACAUCUUCAGCUGGCGCCUCACCCGGUGGUUUACCGGGAUAUUAUCCGGGGGCCGCUAUUCAACAGGGUAAUUCGGUACCGGCAAUACUGCCGAUGGCCCAGUAUCCCAGCCAGUAUCCGUCGCAGGCCCCUGGUAGUGAGUUCCGAAGGCCUCUUACUGUAAUAUUUUGACCAGAUAACUUGUGAAUGUGAUUAGUGAUAUCUGUAGGUGCGUAUUGUAAUAUUUUGGUGUUAAAAGCUCUUAAGGUAAGAUCUUUUAUAGCGAUUUGUUCCAGUUGGUAUCGACAUGGUACUGACAAUUUUUGUUCCUCCCCACCACCCACUAUUUUCGGAUUGUCGGAUUGUAAUUUGUGCGGAAAUCUUACCAAAAGCUUCCCUCAUUAACUGAAACAUUAUGAUAUCAUUAUUUUUGAUUCGGUCAUUCGGGAUUUGGGAACAAACAUUGUGAGUUCGUUGUCCACAAAUUUUUGCUGAAUGCAUUAUUGUAAUAUAAACGAACGUAUAAUCGGUUCCUUUUAUAUUCCGAGAAUAAGCUGGAAUGUUGCAGCUAUCAAAUUACAUUUUCAUCGUCGAAUUCGUCACCCAACGGAAAAUUCUUGACGUGCCAUUUUAUGAAAAAUAAUUUACGAUUUUACUUAUGGAGCCAUAUAAUAUUAUCGAUGCUUCUGGAGAAGUUUAUGUAUGUUGUUGAGUUUAAUAAGUCUGUGAAAUUCUCAGAUCACUUGUCUGGUGAUUUUUUCUUACAAUAUCAAAACGCUAUUUUCAUUUUCCUAGUGAAGCUUAGCGACUGGUCAAUAAUGUUCAAAAGUAAAGCUACAUUGGUGUAUUGCGAUACUAGAUAGGAUAUUCGCCUUCUGGUAACGCAUGAACUUACUAAUGGAAGUGUUAACAACUGCCUUCGAAGGAUAUGACCUUACACACUGUUUAUUUUAUUCGAAGUACUCUUGGGAAACGAAUACCUACGUAGACGACCCGCCAUAGAAUCGUUUUGUAAAAAAUGUAGAUAUGUUUAUUUUGUAAAUAAUAUAAGAUUCGUGUUUAGCGAAUGCAGUUAGGAAAUUAGUGUUUAAACGACGUUGUUUUUUGCGCUCCAACGCUUCACUUUGUUGUUAUAGACUGUAAAAAAUUUUAUUUCCCUCGGAGUAUUUGUUUUCGUUCCUACCCUCUCCUGUAAACAAAUAGCCAAUAACUUAUACUUAAAGUAUUGUGUAUAUCUUGUUAUAUUUAUCGACACGUAUUAGAAAAAGACUUAACAUAA
Cylas formicarius (sweet potato weevil) is the source of this 2472-nucleotide messenger RNA. It is a transcript of the gene Sox21b, whose product is annotated as transcription factor Sox-19a. Gene Ontology annotation, biological process: cell differentiation; regulation of DNA-templated transcription; anatomical structure morphogenesis. The transcript is spliced from 5 exons. The record is from RefSeq and is a predicted model, not a curated record. NCBI's taxonomy places the organism in Eukaryota, Metazoa, Arthropoda, Insecta, Coleoptera, Brentidae. The coding region runs from base 222 to 1385 and encodes 387 amino acids. Gene Ontology annotation, molecular function: DNA-binding transcription factor activity, RNA polymerase II-specific; RNA polymerase II cis-regulatory region sequence-specific DNA binding.